Molecule: messenger RNA, 7155 nt
Organism: Dermacentor andersoni
Lineage: Eukaryota; Metazoa; Arthropoda; Arachnida; Ixodida; Ixodidae
Biological process (GO): regulation of transcription by RNA polymerase II
Cellular component (GO): nucleus
Molecular function (GO): RNA polymerase II cis-regulatory region sequence-specific DNA binding; DNA-binding transcription activator activity, RNA polymerase II-specific
Source: RefSeq, a predicted model, not a curated record
AGAAAUCUGGAGGCUUAUGAAAAGGGUUCUACUUAAAUUGAGGACGUCGCAACGAACUAUGGAAAGAAGAAUGAUGGGUGUAACGUUAAGGGAUAAGAAAAGAGCAGAUUGGGUGAGGGAACAAACGCGAGUUAAUGACAUCUUAGUUGAAAUCAAGAAAAAGAAAUGGGCAGGACAUGUAAUGAGGAGGGAAGAUAACCGAUGGUCAUUAAGGGUUACGGAGUUGAUUCCAAGCAAAGGGAAGUGUAGCAGGGGGCAGCAGAAAGUUAGGUGGGCGGAUGAGAUUAAGAAGUUUGCAGGGACGACAUGGCCACAAUUAGUACAUGACCGGGGUUGUUGGAAGAGUAUGGGAGAGGCCUUUGCCCUGCAGUGGGCGUAACCAAGCUGAUGAUGAUGAUGGUACUAUGAGCACAAUGUCCUCUUUUUGACAAAAGCUGCUAAAACGUUCAAAAUUUCAUAUCUUCGAAGAAAUUAAAGUUCAUGAAUGCAAUCUGCAAAAUGUGCCUCCAAAAAACACUCCUGCAUGUUAUGACUCGUUAUGAACUCCCAUAAAACCAUAACUAAUCCACUUGCGCAGCUUGGAUGUGACCUUCCAAACUGUAUGAAUGAGAAGAAAGUGGGUUAACUGAGGGGCCUGGUCCUUAUUAAUCGUAUCAUGAGAAGCCAACAAACAGAGACACCAAGGAAAACAUAGGGUAAAUUACCUGUACCUAUUAAUUGAAAUAAAGAAAUUAUAAAUUAAUGGCAAUGAAAGUGGAUGAAAAAACAACUUGCCACAGGUGCGGAAUGAUCCCACAUCUUUGCUUUAUGCAUGCGAUUCUCUAACCAAUUGAGCUACUGUGGCAUGGUUUCCCCAUCCGCUUUCUUGCGUAUUUAUGUGUUACUACGAGAACUAACCUUGGGAGUGUUAGCCAGCGUCACCACUCUCAAGCCUUGUUGGCGGAUGUUCCAAACUUUUUGCAACACUAACCCUGUUUGCUUUACUAUUCUACAUGUGUUGUGACAUAAACUUUCCGUUUGUGAUUGGGGAUCUAACGUGAGUAGAAAAUUCUAACAACCUAACAAUAUUUUGUGUUAUUCCUUACGCUUCUUAAGCAUUGAUAUUGCAACUAAGCUAAAUACAGCACGAAUCAAAAGAACAAAACAAUUUGCAACAUGUCUGUCUGAUUUCAUAUUUCAGACGAGCUCGAGAGGGUCGUGCAUUUCGCGGCUUUUGCAAAGCGCUGUCUUGGAAGAAGGCAAAAGCCUCUAAUUUGCCUGACGCACCUCGUAGCUACAACUUUAGGACAGCAGCCUCCAAGUACUUAGAGAAGAUUGCAUUUACAGACCCACACACGCACUGGUCCCUUAGGGGCUAGGCAUUUGCCUUUCUUUGCCCCGUGAGUGACUGGCCCUUGUAGCAGCCUACAGGACGCUUGCCUUUCUCCCUCUGCUUACAAAGAGACGGCUGCAGUGCGGUUAGGUGACUGUUACUACGUCUGAAUCUUCAUGAAGCUCUCCUUCUUGCGAUGUGCAUCAUGCCGAUCUCCGCAAAUGCCUAAGCUUGGGAUUUAUCGUCCAUCGCCUUUUUCACAGUCUCGGGCUGGAUCCUGACCGUCAUGCAUUUGUGUCUGUUGCCUUGUCGCUUCACAUGUUUGGUUCCAUACUCCUUACCCCGUCUGCCUUUCUCAUCUUGGGCCUAUCCCUUUGCUUCACCAUCUGCUCUGACGUAUGCAAACAGCCAUAGGCAACUUUUCCUGGCAGGCUGGCCGAACUUGCCGCCUACGUAUGCACUUGGCCUAAUGGGCCCUCCGUUUCUUGCGGGGAAAAACCGCCGCUGUCUACUGCCUUCCCUUCGCUUCCGGCUACCAGCAAGUUUGACUCAUCACUGCGCUCAACUAUCUCAGGAAUCAUUCCAUGGUCCUCUGACUGUUGCUCAAUAGGGAAUACGCCUAUCAGUCUCCGAGUUUCCUUCCAUGUUUUUGCCGUAAAAGACCCCAUAUUGGAGAAGGGUUCUCCUCGUUCUGUCAGCGUUUGCUCCGACCUAUUUGAUUAUCAAUAGGUUACUUGCUCUGGUAGGCUGGCCAAUAUUGCUGCCUCCAUACACACCUGGCUGUUCAGUGAAAGCUGUCCCAUAUAUGGCUGCAGGUUCUUGUCGGAGUCCUGAGCUAUGACAAAUACCACCCGCUUCUCACAGCUCCUGGCUAUGUAGUCUUUUCCUCUGCAGUUGUAAUACACAACUCUCUUCCGCGCCUCCAACGUGUGUACACCAUCAGCGGGACAUCUUCGUUUCUUCUGCUACUUUAGGGCCAACCGAAAUGCUCAUCUGCUCAUGACUUUCAAGGAGUUCUUGGAUUUGCAACUUCUCCAUGCUCACAAAGCACCCUGUGUUUCUUCCCCACUAGCAAUUAGCCCACGAGACACUAUAUUCUUGGUGUAUGUAAUAAAAUAACUAACAACACCAAACACUAUUACGGAUUGCCUGCGCUAUGAGUCUGGCGAAAAGAGAAGCAAACAUGUAGCACUCACCACGCCGAUGUAGUCGAUGCCGAUCGAUCUCAUAAGCUGCCUGCCUGUAUUGUAAGGUCGGUUCCAUUGUGGUGCCGUGCCAGGUGCCGAGAGAAAGAUGGGUUCCGAGCGACAGUUACGAGAACAAGAAAAGCUUUUAUAUUCAGAAGUACAUGGUUGAGUUUUAUACACAGGGCUCUUAACUUUCAGACCACACUACGUGCUAGAGUGUGUAUGUCCGAGCUUCUUCCUUCUUGCAUCCGUCCCAGUCCACCUUUUAUGCUGUUUAUUUCCCUCUUUCCCUCGUCAAGGGAUUUCACAGGACAAUCACAAACGCCUUACCAUUCACCACCUCCUGCUCCCAACAUUGCACAAUACGAGGCGGCUUCCACAUGGCAAACUGAACCGGCCAUUGAUGCCUUUCCCGGUAGUUCUCGACAAUGACCCUCUCAUCAAUCAGUGACCUCUGCGUGAUGGUCAGGAGAGGGUGACAUUGUUAUCUUGAAGCGAGCUGUCAUUUCUGGGUGCUCGAAAGCCAAAGAUCUGGAACAUGACUACCUGUCCAUAAGACUCAUGAUGCUGAUUGAGCUUCCUUCAGUGAACAAUGAGGUGGGAUCAGCACCUGUGAUUGCCGCAUGUCUGCAGGUGAAGCAUCCUUUUGUUCUGACUGAUCGUCAGGCACAACAGCAACAAGUUGGUGACCGUAAGGGUUGCCGAACAAAUUCUGCAGCUUUUGUUUAAGUGUAUCUCAACUGGUGAGCUCGUCUGCGUGUGUCCUAAGCCAUACUUGAGCUGUGCAAUCCACCGAGGUAAAAUACUAUGUUGGCAAGCAUGACAGUUGAGUCGCACCGGUUAUUGGUGCUGACGCGUUGGUACAGGCUGAUGCAGUCAUCGACGUCUUCCCCAUCUUUCUCCAAGAAUACGCCAAGAUCACGUGGAGUGGAGAGUGCGAUGUGCCUCGUUGGAGUAGCAGCAGGUGUCAGAGCCGGUUGAGUCGAGCUGUCAUCUCCGGGAGCCGUGACGGAAGGCUCGAUGUACCAUCCACUGCGAGCCCCAUGACGAGGACAGGGCAUGUCUACCUCCACCAAAUAUGUUACAUGGGAAGUCGCAGGCCUCUCAAAUGCGAUGAGCCUAGCUGAAAGCAUCACUGCCAAAAUGGCAUGCGAUGCCCCUUCAAAGAUCGGUGGUCAGUUCGAGGUUGGCAUGCAGUGCAGCUUGUCUCUCGCUGACAAGUCUGUUGGGUGCUCGUUCAAACCAGUGAGUGAGUCUAGGAGCGUGCAGACUAUGGAGGCUGUGGAGCAGUUAAGCUCCACCUCAGCAUUGGGGCCUUCAAUUUCUCCGUCAACUACCAAAUUUGACAACUCAAAGCAAGGAUGCCUCCACAGAUGUCAGCUAUGUGACUAUGUGGCUGAUGAACUAUUUCUUCUGGAAGCACAUGCCAGCAUCCAUACUGGCGAGAAGCCAUUUCAUUGCCCUUCAUGCUCUCGGAGCUUCUCACAGAAGUGUUAUCUGAAUCUCCAUAUUCGGACUCACACAGGCGAGAAGCCAUUUGACUGCCCUUCAUGCUCUCGGAGCUUCUCACAAAAGCCCCACCUGAAAGCCCACCUGCGCACCCACACAGGCGAGAAGCCAUUUGACUGCCCUUCAUGCUCUCGGAGCUUCUCAGAAAAGCGCCACCUGAAAACCCACCUGCGCACCCACACAGGCGAGAAGCCAUUUGACUGCCCUUCAUGCACUCGGAGCUUCUCACGGAAGAGCAGCCUGAAAGCCCACCUGGCCACCCACACAGGCGAGAAGCCAUAUCAGUGCCCUUCAUGCUCUCAGAGCUUCUCAAUGAAGGGUUACCUGAAAGCCCACCUGCGCACCCACACAGGCGAGAAGCCAUUUGACUGCACUUCAUGCUCUCGGAGCUUCUCAGAAAAGCGCCACCUGAAAACCCACCUGCGCACCCACACAGGCGAGAAGCCAUUUGACUGCCCUUCAUGCUCUCGGAGCUUCUCAGAAAAGGGCAGCCUGAAAGCCCACCUGCGCACCCACACAGGCGAGAAGCCAUAUCAGUGCCCUUCAUGCUCUCGGGGCUUCUCACGAAAAAAAGACGUGAAAAUCCACCUGCGGACUCACACAGGCGAGAAGCCAUUUGACUGCCCUUCAUGCUCUCGGAGCUUCUCACGAAAGCCUCACCUGAAAGACCACCUGCGCACCCACACAGGCGAGAAGCCAUUUGGCUGCCCUUCAUGCACUCGGAGCUUCUCACAAAAGCCCAAGCUGAAAGCCCACAUGCGCACCCACACAGGCGAGAAGCCAUUUGACUGCCCUUCAUGCUCUCAGAGCUUCUCACAAAAGCCCCACCUGAAAGACCACCUGCGCAUCCACACAGGCGAGAAGCCAUUUCGCUGCCCUUCAUGCACUCGGAGCUUCUCACAAAAGCCCAAGCUGAAAGCCCACAUGCGCACCCACACAGGCGAGAAGCCAUUUGAUUGCCCUUCAUGCUCUAAGAGCUUCUCACGAAAUGACACCCUGAAAGCCCACCUGCGCACCCACACAGGCGAGAAGCCAUUUGAUUGCCCUUCAUGCUCUCAGAGCUUCUCACGAAAUGACAGCCUGAAAGCCCACCUGCGCACCCACACAGGCGAGAAGCCAUAUCAGUGCCCUUCAUGCUCUCGGAGAUUUUCACGAAAGAGCAACCUUAGGAAACACAUGAGGCGAGAAGCCACUUCAUUGCCCACUCUGCCUUCAGUGAUUCUCGUUGAAGAAUGCCCUGAAGAUACACCGGUGCAUUCAUACAAGUGACCGGCCAUAUAGUUGCAUUGCCUGCUUCAGGUCCUCAUCACUUGAACACACUUGGAGAGCACAGCACAAUGAUUCAAUUCAAUUCACUUUAUUUUCAACACCACAAUGUUGAGGACCGCGAACAAAAAGCCUUUUAUGGCUUGACAAGGUCCGCAGCCCUUUUUAACAAGCAGUGACAGAGCAUAGCGUUAGGUAUUACAUAUUAAGCUAGAAUUGCCUAAGUCCCAAUAACACGGGUGUCAGACAUAACGCAUAUAUAUAAUAUAUACAUACAUAUAUGUGUAAAAUGAAUUCAAGUGAAACAGAAUGUAUACUCACGUACAAUUAAAACCGAAAGAAUUAACGCUAAUUACUAAUGCACAUUAGACAUAUAUGAAAACAAAUGUGUCACACAAAACAUACUGCAAUGCACAAUUCGGCAAAUAAACUGUUACAAAAACAAUUUGUUCCAUUUUUCCAUAAUGUAGGGUAGUUUAACAAUCUCGUUGAACUAGAGUCUGAAUUAAAAAUCUACAUUCGUGUAGCAUGUUACGUAGUGUUCUACUGCAUCAGGUAGGACAAGUGUCUCCACAUGCCCCGGAGAGCAAGCUUUAACUCGGGCCCAACUUCGAUGCCGCCUAUUCAAAUACAUGUAAAACGCAGAAAUGCUUUUCUGAAAUAACCAGUGGGCUGAUUGUAACAAAAUUUGUUACAUUUGAGAGAAAAAGCUAAAUUCUGGUGACUGCUGGAAGCAUCAUUUAGUUUGAAGGCCUGAAUGUUAUCACAGGAAUUUUCAAAGAUUUUUCGUCUUUAAAAUAAUUGAAGCAAAAACUUUAUAAAUUUUUAACUCUGCACCUGGAAUAGAUAUCGUAGCUCUGUAAACUGCAUACGCUAGAUUUUCCAAAGCAGACAAAUUUGAUGUAUCAAUGUAUAUCUUGUCAACUUGUUACACUGUUUACAGGGACUUUGCAGAUGUCCUACUCAUUUAUUAGUGGCUCAUUUUAACGCUUUCUUUCAUACCUAAAUAUUGUCCGCUUUAGGUGUCCUAUUUGGAGCAUUUUACAGAAUCGCAGUAUUUUUCAUUGCUGAGUUACCAGAGUUGUAAAUUUGAUAGUGUCGUUCUUUGAAAAUUCGUGAUUUUCAACAAUAGCUAUUAAAAGAUUGAUGGCCUAAAUCAAAAAUUCGCUACCAACACUCACUACAUUCUAUUUAUUUUAUAUGCAACAAACCUCAUCUGGUUUCGUGGAGUAGUUGUCAAGAAAAAUGAUCUCCUUUCCCAUGUAUGUAGAUGGGAGCCCCCAAGCUGAAGCUUGCUCUUGAAGGGUCUGUGAAACACUUUUCGGGGGUUACCAUAUUUUCUCUAGAUCUUUUCUCUACACGUUAUGGAACACAGAGCAAAAUGAUUUACGAGAACUAACCCACAUAAAGCCGUUGUAGCUGAGAAAAAAGUCAAAAUACAGUUAAACUUUAAUUAAAAGAAGUCUGCAAAAACAGCUAUUUGCUUUGUUAUAUUGUGGCUUUUCAUUAUUUGAAAAGUAAUUGAUGUUCAUUCGUGUCUUCAAAAUUACUGUUUGCAUGCCCCUACAAACUAUGUACGUUCACUGUAAUAAUUGUUACACUACAGAUGUGUGAAUGAUGUGUUCUUAAGGCUCCUAUUUUUUUUUUUUUUCAGUAUUCUCUUUGGUACAUAUGAACUUGUUCUCUUAGACCAAUUCAUGUAUUUGUUGGCUCUUGGUUCUGGUCUACAUUGUUCAUCGUGGAUUCUUUCGAUCUUAUUCUAUUCGUGCCUUUCUUAUUUUACAAAUGGGUACUUUUUUAGAGGAAUUGAUUGUUCAGUAAGUUAGCUUUCCAAUGUCUGUUUCAUCAGAGCAUCAAAUAAAUGCCAUUGUUUGGUGAGUA